Molecule: messenger RNA, 3094 nt
Organism: Linum trigynum
Lineage: Eukaryota; Viridiplantae; Streptophyta; Magnoliopsida; Malpighiales; Linaceae
Source: the annotation of a GenBank genome assembly
UCAUACCACAAUGGUACACUUCCAUACAACGUGAUAUAAUCUUAUAUAAUACCAAGCAUUACCUCAUGGAAUAGGCUAGUAAUAAAAGUCUACUUUUUUGUUCUAAAAGAUGUCAACGUUGAUGGUCAUUUUGAAGAGCAUCAUGCAUUAAUCCGAUUUAUAUGUGAAUAAAAUUAGGACUCAAAACAAAAGAGCUAUAACCAGUUAAAAUUAAUUGGGGGAAAGUUAGUUAGCUUUUGUAAAUGGUAAUUUUUUUAUUAUGAAUUGUUAUGAAUGCUAUCCGCUCCCCACGGCUAAUAAGUAUUGGAUCUGGAUUUUACGCGGGCUUAGAUCCACUUUCGGCUAGAAAAUUGUAUAACAUCGACCAUAUAUAGGGGUGAAGUCAGGAUUUACAAUUUGGGGACCACAAAUUAUUUUUUUCGAACCAAAUAAUAUUGUAAAAAUAAAAAAUUAAUCAAUAUUAGUAUUAUUAUUAUUAUUAACUAAUACGACAAUAUUUGAGAUCAUUGAAAUCACUUAGCGGUCACUUGGAUGAGGAAUUCUAAUGGAUCAAUCUGACACAAUUGUCUCGUUUUGAGACAAUUGAGCCAGAUUGACUCGUUUAGCAGCAUAAAAUUUGAAAGAAGUAAUUUGACCUAGGGAAUUUUGAACUGACUCGUUUUGAGGCAAUUACAAUUGUCUGGGGUGGGGUUAGGUAAUUCAAAUUGACUCGGUUGAAAUAACUCAUUUUGUAAAACAAGACAAUUGGCUAAAUUGUCUCAUUUCUCAACUGAUCCAUUCAAACGACCCCUUAAAAUAGUAGGGCACAAAUUUGGCAUGACUUGCACCUGACCCUGGCUGAAAAUUGGUUUAAUGAGACACGACCAACCUCUCCGCAUCACUCGCAAACGAAGAGUUGCGAACAUGGGUGUUUCGACUCAUUUUGAGUGCUUGCACCUCCUUUGCUACGACAACAAAUUGUUUCUCUAUUCUAGUGAGAGGUCAUAUUGCUCUUGUACCAGUUUCACUAUCACAGGAGCACUUCUCCUCGAUCAGUUUUAUAGACUUGACGGCCAUCGAUGCAUAAUGCUCGAGAGCGCGUUGCGCGGUCAUAUGAGACACGUCAUCUUUGUCAGCUUGAUCACCAUCAUUGUGUUGUUUAGAUUGAGGUCCUUGCGAAAGAUGUCACGGUCAUAUGAGACACGUCAUCAUUGUGUUGAUAAGCCAACUUGUUACUUUGGCUAGCACAGUGGUGUUCAAACUACUUUAUUCAUAAUUCUUAUGCACUGAGUAGUUGGAGAUCAUUUGUUUACACUCAAAAAAAUAUAUUGUACCACAAUGAUCUUAUAAGUCCACAUCAAUUAAAACAAUUAAUGUUAUUUGAGUUGUGCCUCAUGACUUUUGACUUUUAAGUCCAAGUCAUUAAUUCCUUUGUGAGCAUAGAUAUGAGUUAAUGAAGAAAAUGGUCAUCUCGUAGGAAGUCAUGUCAUGCAACAAGAAUAAUAAACUAUAGCCCUUAAGUUGCGUAUAAAUAACUAUGUCUGGAAGGGCCAUGGCCAUCUAGAGGUCCAUGAUCGUGUCACAAGACGGACUAUGGAUCUGAGGAAGAAUUCUCGACCAUGAUUCACAUGGUCCAUGAUGUGAUAUAAGUGCAUGGCGUGGAUGCAUAUCAAAAGUCCAUGCCAUGAGAAGUGAAACAUCCCACUACUUUGAAACUUGGAAAAUAUAAUUCUACCCCGGAGUAUAUUUAAAAAUUUCAAAUAACAUAAUUUAAAAUAAAAUACUCAAUCUCAAAUAUCUUAAUAUCUCAAAGAAAAGCCCUAAACAUGUGGGCAAAACUCAAAUCGUACUCUUAGAAGAAACAAAAGAAACGAAUCUCUAGUCAUAAACUCAUAACCACAAAGUCUUAAUAGCUUACGGAGUUCUCCGAUGCUUACUCUGACGCUUGGCUAGACAUCCCUCGGCGACGGUGGACGGUGGUGUUGAGCUCCUCUAGUCUGGAGGUCACGAACUGGUUGAUUGCGAUCUCCUCCUCUACGAUAUAGUGAGUGAGUUGGGGUCAGUCUACGCCCUUACGUUAAAAUCUAUAGCCCUUCAGUAUACUUCUCAAAAUAUUUAACUUCGACUAGUGGGAGUUGCUUGUACUUCCAUUUUUUUAAAAAUCUUAACUCUUAAAACUCUUCGGAAGUUAAAGUUACUCUCCCUUCUUAAAGCUCAAAUAUUGACUUAAAUCUUUUGACUGACACGGGGAUCCCUCACUAGCUAGUCUGGUUCCCCAACUCAUACGUAUGAGAGUCUGUCCAAGCUUUCCUUAAACUUAUACUUAUCCUGGAAGGCUCUUCUUCCACGAUUCUCAAGCGCAUAACUGCUGCUCAUCUUAAAUGUCUCUAGAGCAUAACUGCUACUCCUCUUAAAAGUCUCAAAAGCAUACUACUACUCUAUCUCAAAAUCUCAAUGGCAACAGACUAGUACUAGUGACUAAAAACAUUUAGAACUAUUUCACCUUCUUUGAAGGUGAAGUACUCCUUAAAAAGGAACUUGUUUCUUAAACUUAGUUGUAAGUAAAGCAGGCAAUAAAUCGUAUAACUGGAAAUAAAACUCACACGUAAUGGCAUGCAUCACAUAUGAACAUGCAUAAGAAGAUAUAGCACAUAGCAAUCAAUCUCAAAACUUAAAACCGUAAGGCGUAGAAUUUACCACCUUUACACUCACUUGUCAAGUGCCGAUACUUUAAUUCGUCGGACGCUGUGUUCCUUGACUUGAUCGCUUCUUUAAUCUUAUAAAUCGAGAUUAAUUACCCUUAGUCGGUAUUUCAUAAAAUUUUCUGUCCUCCUAGCUUAAUCUGAAAAUUCUUUAAAAAGGGCCUUGAACCUCUUUAAAUAAUUUUUUCAAUAACUGGAAUUUUUCAAAAUUUUCCAAGACUUGAAUUAAUACUAUUAACUCAAAAUUUCAUUAAUAUAAAUCUCAUAAAUUUCCAAAAAAUAUUUCUUCUUAAAAGUUCCAUAUUCUGACUCGGAAUAACUCAAAACAUAAUCCAAAAAUUAUUAACUAUAAUUUACAUCUUAACUAACACCUUGUUAUUUAAUUACAACCUUAAUGAAUUUUAAAUCUAUUC